ACAAUCGAUGCAAAGUGCUUGAGGAUGUAUAAAGAUAUCUGUAAUAGUUCAUAAAUGUCUUAACUUGCAUUCCACUCCUUAUUUUUGUUUUUUCAUUUGUCAUCAUGUUAUACAUGGGAGCACUGUUGCGUUAUUCAAGAAUUUAAUAAAGAGAAACUGUAGUUAACAUCUCAAAAUCUCAAUAUGUCUUUGAAAAACUUGCUUAAAUCACCAUUUAAUGUUAUCUCCAGUUUCAUUGUCUUGUAACAAUUUGUAUUUGGUGUCGGUUUCGGUGAACAUCCACAAUGAUACUGCAGACAACCUAAAAAAAUUCAAAUUCCGGAAAUCCCAGAACACAGUUGCCCUCAUAUUGAAAAUUGAUAAAGAAGCUUUGACAAUCGAACCAGAACAAACACUUGAAGAUAUUACAAUUAAAAAUCUCAAAGAUUCUUUACCGUACCAUCAACCAAGAUAUAUUCUUUUAAGUUACCGAUAUGAAAAGGAGGAUGGUCGAGUAACAUUUCCAUACUGUCUAUUAUUUUCAACUCCAAUGGGUUCUGCUACAAACCUGAAAAUGAUGUAUACAGCAAGUCUUACGAAUCUGAUGCAUAAAAGCGGAGUUACGAAGGUUUUUGAACUCAGAGAGCUGGAAGACCUUUCGGAUGAAUGGUUAAAAGAAAACCUGGAACGCACGGUUUGA
Molecule: messenger RNA, 679 nt
Organism: Schistosoma rodhaini
Lineage: Eukaryota; Metazoa; Platyhelminthes; Trematoda; Strigeidida; Schistosomatidae
Source: the annotation of a GenBank genome assembly